AUGACUACACAAAAAGUUUUGAAUUUUGGCCCUGGUCCCGCAAAAAUUCCAGAACCUGUUCUGAAAAAAGCACAAGAUGAACUCCUAAAUUACAAUAACACUGGUAUGUCAAUUAUGGAACUUUCACACCGUUCCAAAGAAUUCGAAAAUCUUAUCAACAAGGCACAAAGAGAUUUACGAACUUUACUUAACAUUCCCAAUAAUUAUAAGAUACUAUUUAUGCAAGGUGGUGGGCACACUCAAUUUUCUGCUGUCGUUUAUAAUUUGUUGGCAGCUAAAAAAAGAAAACAAUUCGAUAAUAAUACUAUGAAAGGAGAAAUUAAUCCACCUUUGGAUUAUUUAGUCACUGGUUCUUGGUCAGCAAAAGCAGCAGCAGAAGCAAAAAAAUUAUAUAAUAACGUUAAUAUAGUAUUGGAUGUAAAAAAAUUAAGAGGAUCAUAUGGUUCAAUUCCACCUCGAGAAGAAUGGAAACUUAGUGGUCCAAAUGCAGCUUAUGUAUAUUAUUGUGAUAACGAAACCGUUAAUGGAGUAGAAUUUAAUUAUGUUCCUGAAAUUGAACCUUCUGUACCAUUAGUUUGUGACAUGUCUUCAAAUAUUCUUUCACGUAAAGUGGAUAUUUCAAAAUUUGGUUUAAUUUAUGCGGGAGCACAGAAAAAUAUUGGACCGGCAGGUGUGACAAUCGUAAUAGUUCGAGAAGAUUUAUUGACCAGAUUAGAAAUUUCGGAUUCUAAAUUACCAGCAAUUCCAUCAAUGUUAGAUUAUAAAGUUAUGGCAGAAAAUAAUUCACUUUAUAAUACACCACCAAUGUUUUCAAUUUAUGUAGCAAGUUUGGUGUUUGAAUGGUUGUUAGAAAAUGGUGGAAUUGAGGAAAUUGAAAAGAUCAAUUCUAUUAAAGCUGCCAAAUUAUAUGAUUGUAUUAAUAAAUCAAAAAUAUACAAGUCACCUGUUGAAGAGAGUGUAAGAUCAAGGAUGAAUGUACCAUUUAGAAUUCAACCAGAAGAAUUGGAAAAGGAAUUUUUAAAAGGAGCAGAUGAGUUGGGGAUGUUACAAUUAAAGGGACAUCGAAGUGUUGGUGGAAUCAGAGCUAGUAUUUAUAAUGCAGUUCCUUUAGAGGCUGUUGAAACAUUGAUUCAAUAUAUGCAAGAAUUCGAACGAAAACAUUCUCAAUGA
Molecule: messenger RNA, 1170 nt
Organism: Diversispora eburnea
Lineage: Eukaryota; Fungi; Glomeromycota; Glomeromycetes; Diversisporales; Diversisporaceae
Source: the annotation of a GenBank genome assembly